Molecule: messenger RNA, 1733 nt
Organism: Apodemus sylvaticus (European woodmouse)
Lineage: Eukaryota; Metazoa; Chordata; Mammalia; Rodentia; Muridae
Gene: Dcaf12
Product: DDB1 and CUL4 associated factor 12
Exons: 9
Coding region: 327-1688 (453 amino acids)
Cellular component (GO): Cul4-RING E3 ubiquitin ligase complex
Molecular function (GO): protein binding
Source: RefSeq, a predicted model, not a curated record
GCGAUUUGCGGCUGCGCAGGAGUGACGGGGCGCGGGCGAGUGGGAGGGGGUGUUUUGGUUCUCGCCGCUCGCCGUCCUUUCCAGACCUGGCGGUAGGAAAGCUGCUUGUUCCUGCUUUUCCUUCCCCUUCCCUUCCCCUUCCCCUUUCCCAACCCGGAUUUUCCCUCCUUCCAUUUACGCGCCCCGUUUUGAUCGACUGCUGCCUGGGAUCCGGGCCGGGCGCACGAAAGCGCGCGGCCCCAGGGCCCGGUACAUGACCCGCCGCCCUGCCGCCCCUCGCCUCCUCCGCCCCAUGUGGCUGCGGGGCCACGGCGGCGCUGCCCACUAUGGCCCGGAAAGCAGUUAGCAGGAAGCGGAAAGCGCCUGCCUCGCCAGGAGCCGGGAGCGACGCCCAGGGCCCGCAGUUUGGCUGGGAUCACUCGCUGCACAAAAGGAAAAGACUCCCUCCAGUGAAGAGAUCCCUAGUGUACUACCUGAAGAACCGUGAAGUCAGGCUACAGAAUGAAACCAACUACUCUCGAGUGUUACAUGGUUACGCAGCACAACAACUUCCCAGUCUCCUAAAGGAGAGAGAAUUUCACCUCGGGACCCUUAAUAAAGUGUUUGCUUCUCAGUGGUUGAAUCAUAGGCAAGUGGUGUGUGGCACGAAAUGCAACACACUCUUUGUUGUAGACGUCCAGACAGGCCAGAUCACCAAGAUUCCCAUUCUGAAAGACCGGGAACCUGGAGGUGUGACUCAGCAGGGCUGUGGUAUCCAUGCAAUUGAACUGAAUCCUUCAAGAACACUCCUAGCCACUGGAGGAGACAACCCAAACAGUCUUGCCAUCUACCGCCUGCCUACGUUAGAUCCCGUGUGUGUGGGGGAUGAUGGACACAAGGAUUGGAUCUUUUCCAUUGCAUGGAUCAACGAUACUAUGGCAGUGUCUGGCUCACGGGAUGGGUCUAUGGGACUCUGGGAGGUGACAGAUGAUGUGUUGAACAAAAGCGAUGCAAGCCAUAACGUGUCACCAGUCCCUGUGUAUGCUCACAUCACUCACAAGGCCUUAAAGGAUAUCCCCAAGGAGGAUACAAACCCGGACAACUGCAAGGUGCGGGCUCUAGCCUUCAACAACAAGAACAAGGAGUUGGGGGCGGUAUCACUAGAUGGCUACUUUCAUCUCUGGAAGGCUGAAAAUACAUUGUCUAAGCUCCUUUCCACCAAAUUGCCAUAUUGUCGAGAAAAUGUGUGUCUGGCCUAUGGUAGUGAGUGGUCAGUCUACGCAGUGGGCUCUCAAGCGCAUGUCUCCUUCUUGGAUCCACGGCAGCCAUCGUACAACGUCAAGUCUGUCUGCUCCAGGGAGCGAGGCAGUGGGAUUCGAUCAGUGAGCUUCUAUGAACACAUUAUCACUGUGGGCACAGGGCAGGGCUCCCUGCUGUUCUAUGACAUCCGAGCUCAGAGGUUUUUGGAAGAGAGGCUCUCAGCUUGUUAUGGGGCCAAGCCCAGACUCGCAGGGGAGAAUCUGAAACUAACUACAGGCAAGGGCUGGCUGAAUCAUGAUGAAACCUGGAGGAAUUACUUCUCAGACAUUGAUUUCUUCCCCAACGCUGUUUACACCCACUGCUACGACUCGUCCGGCACGAAACUUUUUGUGGCAGGGGGCCCCCUCCCUUCUGGGCUCCAUGGCAACUAUGCUGGACUGUGGAGUUAAUGACAACUAACGUUCUCCCCAAAUGCAGAUUUACACUAACUUCCA